AUGGGCAAUCUUUGCUGCCCUACCGCAGCGCCGUCGCCAGUCAUCGUUCACAUCUAUGAUGUGACUGGCACUGCGCCGAUGCAAUUUGUUAACGGCUUAUUGCGCCCUUUCGGAACAGGUGCCUUCCACGCUGCCGUGGAAGUCCAUGGUAGAGAGUGGAGCUACGGGCAAACGCCACGGGGUCCUGGAAUAUUUGAAAAUCCACCGGGAGAGUGCGAACAGCACUCGUAUCGAGAGUCCGUUCACAUGGGAUACACGGACCUCUCCCCUUUCGAAGUGCAGAUGCUUCUUGUCGACAUGGCCAAGCGAUGGCGUGGGCGGCAGUAUGAUUUGCUCAACAAGAACUGCACGCACUUCGCCGAUGAACUGUGCCAACUUCUGGGAGUUGGCGAGCUCCCAUCCUGGGUGACUAAUUUGGCAGGCGCUGCGUCCAAAGUUGGCCCAGGCCUCCGAAAUCUGAAGGAGCGACUUUUCAACCCUUUCGGCUUCGACCAGGCCAAGACCGGAGUGGAGGUGUCCCGUUGA
Messenger RNA from Symbiodinium necroappetens, 525 nucleotides. The record is from the annotation of a GenBank genome assembly. NCBI's taxonomy places the organism in Eukaryota, Dinophyceae, Suessiales, Symbiodiniaceae.